Molecule: messenger RNA, 16539 nt
Organism: Grus americana (Whooping crane)
Lineage: Eukaryota; Metazoa; Chordata; Aves; Gruiformes; Gruidae
Gene: NOX4
Product: NADPH oxidase 4
Exons: 18
Coding region: 129-1793 (554 amino acids)
Biological process (GO): defense response; superoxide anion generation
Cellular component (GO): NADPH oxidase complex; plasma membrane
Molecular function (GO): superoxide-generating NAD(P)H oxidase activity
Source: RefSeq, a predicted model, not a curated record
UGUUGCCCCCCACCCCCCCCAGGUCCUGCCCCGCAGGCGUCCCGCACCAUGGCUCUGUCUUGGAGGAGCUGGCUGGCCAAUGAGGGGAGCAAACACCUCUUUCUGUUUUUCUGGCUCUCCCUCAAUGCAUGGUUCUUCUGGAAGACCUUCCUGCUCUAUUAUCAAGGGCUGCAGUAUUAUUAUUUACAUCAGAUGUUAGGGGAUUGUGUGUUAGCAGAGCUUCGGCGUCUGUCCUCAAUCUCAACUGCUGCCUGGUCCUUCUACCAAUGUGUCGUGUUCUCUUGGCCUUCCUGCGAGGAUCUCAGAAGGUUGCCAGCAGGAAAACCAGAAGGCUGCUAGAUAAAAGUAAAACUUUCCAUGUGACAUGCGGUGUUACAAUAUGCAUCUUUUCAGUCUUACAUGUUGCUGCUCAUCUGGUGAACGCUCUUAACUUCUCUGAGAACUACAAUGAAGACUUUCUGUCACUAAAUGCAGCGAACUAUCGCGGUGAGGACCCAAGGAAACUGCUUUUUGCUACUGUUCCAGGUCUGACUGGAGUCAUUAUGGUGUUAGUAUUAUUCCUAAUGUGUACAGCUUCUACAUAUGCCAUCAGGGUUUCAAACUAUGACAUCUUCUGGUAUACACACAACCUUUUCUUUGUCUUCUAUAUGCUGCUGAUACUGCAUGUUUCUGGGGGAGUGCUCAAGUACCAGACCAACUUAGAGGAACACCCUCCUGGUUGCUUUAAUCCUAACAAAACGCUCCGAGAGAAUAUGACGGUGCCAAAGGCUUUUGAAGAGACGUUUCCUGACUAUACUACUGAGCCUUUCCCAGAGGACUUAUCAAUACCAGAACCCUUUGUACAAAAUAACUUUAUGAGAAUUUGUUCCGAGGAACCCAAGUUCCAGUCACACUUCCCAGAGACCUGGUUUUGGAUUUCUGGACCUCUGUGCUUGUACUGUGUGGAAAGGCUGUACCGCUACAUCCGCAGCAAUAAACCGGUCACAGUGACUUCGGUGAUAAGCCAUCCCUCCAAUGUCCUUGAAGUAAGGAUGGUGAAAGAUGACUUUAAAGCAAGGCCUGGUCAGUAUGUUAUUCUACACUGUCCAAGAGUGUCCGCACUGGAAAGCCAUCCAUUCACCCUUACAAUGUGCCCUACAGAUACCAAAGCAACGUUUGGGGUCCACCUUAAAGUAGUAGGAGACUGGACAGAAAGAUUUCGGGAUUUACUGCUUCUACAUUCAAAUCAAGAUACAGAGAUUCUGCCCAUCUUUCAGCAGAGGCGCUAUCCCAAACUGUAUGUGGAUGGACCUUUUGGAAGUCCCUUUGAGGAAUCCCUGAACUACGAGGUCAGCCUCUGUGUGGCUGGAGGUAUUGGAGUUACACCAUUUGCAUCAAUACUCAACACACUGCUUGACGGCUGGAAAUGCUACAAGCUCAGAAGACUCUACUUCAUUUGGGUGUGCAGGGACAUUGAAUCUUUCCGCUGGUUUGCAGAUCUGCUCUGUACGUUGCAUAACAAGCUUUGGCAGGAGAAUCGACCAGACUAUAUAAAUAUCCAGCUGUACCUCAGUCAAACAGAUGGAAUACAGAAAAUAAUUGGUGAAAAAUAUCAGGCUUUAAACUCAAGGCUUUUGAUUGGACGACCCCAGUGGAAACUUCUUUUUGAUGAAAUAGCGAAGUGUAACCGGCGGAAGACCAUUGGAGUUUUCUGUUGUGGACCAAACAAAAUCUCUAAGAUACUUCAUAAACUGAGCAACAGCAGCAACUCUUAUGGGACAAGGUUUGAGUAUAAUAAAGAAUCCUUCAGCUGAAAGUCUGUUGGACUAGCAAGACUCUCUAGAAGAUGAAAGUGCAAUUUUUUGUUUGUACAACUUAAAAGUUCAUCUGUGGUUUAAACAGACAGAAAUGUACCAAAGAAUAGCACAGAUUUUCUUAUUUAUGAUUAUUUAAGACUUUGGAAAAUGAUGGAUGCAGCAGUAUACCAACAAAUAAUAAGUGCUUAUGCUCAAAGCCAAAUGCGCUCACACAAUAUUUGUGUCAGCGAUGAUUCUUUGGAGUUGCUUCUGUUAAUUAAAAAGCACAGAAGCUGGGGAGAGACACAGUUGCUUUAAAAGCUGGUGAAAGAAGAAUCUGUGGAAUGUUUAAACUUCUUCCACUUCAGUCCUCUGAAGCUGGAUCAGUAAAUCAAACCCCAGAUUAAUCCAAAUGACAAAAUACUGUGUAUUACAAAGACCUAUUACUUUUGUUGGUAUACAAAUCUCAUGGCUUUAGGGUGGAAACACUCCAUAUUAAAGAUUUUAUACAUUGCAGAAUUGGGAUUCUGUAUUUAAAAUGUAGAGUGUUACUCUUGCUAGUCUACUUCUGUAACGGAUGUGAAUAUUCCCACCCUGAAUGGAAGAGAGGGUGGAGGAUGAGGAAAGAUGUAAGUUAACCUAUGGAAAAGUGAGCACAACUGUGUAGUACCUGUGGGCAGACUCCGCCGUGAUGUAAAUCACAGCCUUCUGGCAAGCAAACACCUGCAUGUGGAGAACUCUCUAUCUUGCAUCGAUUCAGUGUUCAGUAAGUUUGCAAAAUAAGUGUGAUUUAUUCAGCCAGAAAGAUGGACCAAGAAAAGCGAUUAACAGGAGCAGACAGGAUAUGGUGUUUUAUUAUACCACACACUCAACUUGGAAGUUGCACUCAUUCUGCACUCACAUGCCUUGAAUGUCAAAUACUUCAAGCUUUCAGAUGCUUUUACUGAUUAUUUUGCAACGCAGCAGGUUGAAAUCCAAUUUUAGAGGUUCCAGAGUAUGUUUGGUUGACUCUGAUCUGUUGAGUACUUUCCCUGGAGUCACACUUGAUUGCACUGAUGUCACUAAAAGCAGGAUCAGGCCAGGUCUACAGCAGAGUAAGAACAACUCCCUCAUUACUGUGACUCUUUGCAUCAUGUGUGCAGGUUGAAACCUUGCAGGAGCUGCAGUGUGGUUUCAGUACGUUCCAAAGGGGAGGAUCUGAAACAUCCAAAUUGAAGCUCUCCUUCCCUUCUUGUCUCCACAGCCAUUUUCCAGUCUGCUCAUAGUUGCCAUGGCAGGGCUAGAGGUUGAAACAGGCACUUUAAAACUUUUGGGUUCUGAGGAGCAACUAUUUUUUUUCCUCCAUCCGAUAGCCAAUCCAACUCCUUUUAUUUCUUCUUUACCCCCUUUACCUCAUUUUGCUGAGCAGAGGACGUUUAAGCAGGAGUCAGACACUUAGCUGGCAUAGGUAGGCAUCCUUCUAGUGCAUCUUAAUAGAGCAGCAUCACUUUCCACUUGCUGAAAACUUGGCCCUUAAUCUCCAGCAGAAGCUUGGGAGCAAUGCCCUGUAGUGUUUGCAGCACACGCAGACGUAAGAUGGCUCAGCAUCUCUUGUGCCUGUGGUUCACCAGUAUUUAGGACAGUGCAUUUGAUUUGGUUUCCAUCUUUCCAAUGAAGACCUUUGUUAUUUUAGUAGGAAAGCCACUACUUUUCAGCUUGCAACACAAACUCUGUACAGGGCUUUACAAGUAUCGGUGUUCAGAGGGAAGCAUUUUUCUAGCAGGUGGUGAUAGGCAUGUUGUAUGUGUAAGUUUGGUCUUUGCCUGGGCAGCUUCUCCACAGGAGUUGUCCUCAGUGGAGUAGGAGGGUGGAGGUGCAGCAGUGAAGCCUCAUGGGGACGUGUUCCUCAGCGUCUGGACUUUGCACUGAAGUUCUUGCCUCAGGCUCUGCCCAAUUUGAAAUUUAGGGGGGAAAGGAAAGAGCAAGAGGUGGACUUAAUCCUACUGAUGAGAAUUCUCAAAGUAGCCUAGAGAGCAGCCAGGGUAGCCAUUAUUUUCCCAUUGCAUCUAUUUCAUCCGUCACUGUAAAACCAGAGGUAUGCAGAAAAGGAUUAGAUCCUUUUUAAUCAUUAAGAUUAAUUUCUAAUGCUGCCUGCAUGAGUUUUAUAAUAAACAUAAUAGUGAUGGCAAAAUGCAUAGAUAUCAGAUAUUGCCGAUACUGCAGGCUUUUUUGUUUGCUGGCAGUUAGCUUAAAGCAUGAGUGAAAUCAUGAUUGCAUCUAUUAUCCACAACCAGACAGUGAUCUUUUUCCUCUUGUUUUAGGAUCUAGUAUCUAAUGGUUUUUAAAUACAGUUUAGAGUCAUCUACUCACGAUGUUGUUUGUGGUUUCAUAUCUCCUCUCUGAUAGAUACUGGUUCCAUUACUGUAUAAUGAGCAGCUAGUUUUGUAGUUAGCUCUGUGCUAAAACUGAUUACAUUUUCUGGCUCGGCUCUUAUAUAGGUAGCACUUUGUAAUUAAAAUAGUAAUGCUAGUACUGUGCUCUUGUUCUGCAUUGUAGCGGGAGCUGACGCUGGGUGUAGGCACGUUAAAUGCCUGUUGUUACAUUAGGCAGCGCUGUCGGAGCACGGCGCAGGCAAAGCCAGGUCUCCUCUUUCUGCCUUUGUCCUGUGCCACCCUCAGCUGACCCACUUGUACAACAAGCUUGGGACUGUCUGCCUUGCUGGAGUAUUGUGAGGCUUAAUUAAUGUUUCGGGAUCACUUCAGUGCACCUGCAGUGAAAAGGUCUGUGUAAUUGCUAUGCAACUGUAUUUAUGUUUUAUUUUGUGUAAACCUCUCUGUUGCUGAUACGAGUAAUUGCUAGACCAGGUGAGGGUGAGUUUGGGGAAAGGCUAAAAGCUUCAGUUGCUUUUUUCCAUUUCCUUGAGCUAUGCUUUUGAGAGGGGCAAAUAGUUUAAAGGUUAGUGACUGUGACUUGACUUCAGGAGUGGCAAACGCUAUUGAUAAACACGGUCUUUCUAUGGGCUGCGUUGACCUUGCUGCUUCUGAGUGUGCAACUCCAGCUUGCAAAACUGAGCCGAGCCCUGUUUUAAACUCCAUAGCUUUUUUAUCUGUAAGCCAAGCGUAUGAAAAUAUAACUCUCUGCCAGGCAAGUAAGUGAAGACUGACAGCACUGAAUUCUGCGUUUACAGAUCAACCGGAUUUACGUAACUGAAUGUCUCUUUCUGCUUUAAACUGAGUCCUGUAAGUGAGUCUGCUGGCAGGGGAAGGAUCCCACCAUGUAUGCUGCCACUUCUCGCUCGGUCUGUCACAAAACUGCAGACCCCUCAGUGUUUGCUCAGCGGGAUCUUUGUGUUUUACUCAUCAUAAAUGUUUCAGGACUUUUCUUUAAAACAGAAGGGUUUUCAUGACGUGAUGGAAACCAAGCCCUUUCUCUGCAACAGGAGUCCAACCCUCUCGUACAGCAGUGUGAGACUCCGGGUUUUACACAGCUAACAGCUGGACUAACCAGAUUUAUCCGAGUAAUUCUAUGCCUGUAGCACUGAGACUGCUUGUGUGAGUAAAUGUUCACUGCUGUAGCAAAGGGCUGAAGAGGUGAGCCCUGCUGGAGCGUGGGAAGGCCCGAUGAGGACUGACCUCCGCUGAAGCCCGCAGGACAGCCCGUCCAUCCAUGAUGAUUAUUCCAGCCCUGAGUCUGGAGCAACACUUCCCUGUUUCAGCAUAUGGUACUAAUAGCAUGUGAGUUCUUCCUUGGUCUUUUGUCUGCUUUUCUAGGGGACAGGACUGAAAGGAGUAUGAGAGAUCACAACAUACAACCUUGAACCUGGGCUGAGGAGAGGACACCAGUGGGUACCACAGACACCUAGCCAAUGACUGCACUGCUUCAGGGAGAGAGGUUAAUCCAAAUCCAUUUUUCUGCAAAAUGCUGAUUGUUUUGCCACAACAGACUAGAGAACAAUUGCUGUAAAGCGAAAAGAGAUAAACCCUCUCUCUGAAGACUCCUGCCCACGCAAGCCUGAUGUAAGGAUGUGUAUGAAAGCACUGCGCACAUUCAGCUUCUACUAGCACCGUGGUGCACACGCACUGCAUCCCGAUCACGAGCUUACUCCCUCAGCACUGAAAUCGUUUUCCUUGGUUGCAGAUCUUCACCUGUCUUGUUAGCAAGAUGUGCUUUGCAGGUGAGAGAAAUACUACGUAUGCUUGCAGAGAGUCUGACACAAGCACAGAGCAACCUGUGAGCCUGCCAACGGUGCAAGCAAGAGCAGAGUCAUCCCUUUGCUCCUGAUGCCUCUAGCACAUAGGUGAGAAAGUGAUUUGGAGCCGCCUGAGAAGGGGCAGAUAAUAUGAGUGGCAGACCAGCCACGUUGGCAACAGUAAUUCAGCUGUAACAGCCUAACAGAGCAGAGAAGUAAUGGUUUUGUAAGAAAUAUGCUUUUAGAACAGCUGCCUAAGAGAAAAGCCUCUACUCAAGACUAACGCACCAGGUUACAGUUUCAAACUACAAGACGUUGCUUAGAGAAGCGGGCAGGAGGCUAAAGCAUCAUUGCCUAUAGUAGUUCAAGCCCUGUAAGUCAGAGAAGAGACAUUGUUAUUAAAAUGCAAUGUUUACUCGUUUAAAAAAAUAAAAGGGCUUCUAAGGAGAUUAAUUUUCACUUCAGCCUGGCAAUCAUUUCAUGGACAUGCCAAUGUGAUUUAAGACAAGCUGGAUCUGAUCUUCUCUGGAUUAUGCAUCUGAUUUGUUUGCAGAUUUCCCACCCCUCACAAACAAAACCAGGUUUUAUUGUUUUAAACAAAGAGGAUUUAACAGCAAGGUUUAAUCAAAUUACCACUCGUGCCUGUGCUGAACUGAGCUUUUCUGCAAUGAAGGUACAUUUUUCAGAUAUAUAGAAUACAGCUGAGGUGAUUGGGGUUUGUGUUGUCUCUGCUGCUGGUGUAUUACAUGAAGGUCACUAUAGUAAUGCACUGGUGAAAUGCAUGGAGCUGAAAUGAGACUCUACACUCCCAUAAAGAGCCUGAUAUUUUAGUGCCUGUACUAAGCAUAGUAAAUCUCAGAAACUCUGGAAUUUCCUUUGUAGGUACAGUAGAUUAAUUAGCCAGCAUCUGUUAGGGUUGAACCCUGAGUCCUCUGCUGGACUGUAUAACGCAUGCUCAUACACAAAUGUUUUGAGCAACAAGUGCUGCUCCUUAAAGGGCUGAAUGAGUAUUUGUGCAGGUUUAGUAUCCUGCUAGUUGUAUCACCCACGUUGUAAGAGGGAUAGGAUCAGUUUUCAUACCGUUGAAUGCAGUGCACUUCCUCUGAGAGUAUGAAUAUCUCCAAACUUGCAGUGGAUGCUCAAGGUUUGCCAUGCCUGAAGUGUUAUAUUUUCUAGAAGGAUCAUAUUUGUAAGAAAGACAGCUGCUGGAGGUCUACUAACAGCAGUGGAUCUGUCCCAUUAUUACAGGGACAUGGAGAGAAAGCUGGAGAAAGCCACCCAUCCCAAUUGUAGAUUGCCUCUUAACAGAACUCUUGGAUUUCUGAGGAUGUCAGACCUUGCAAAGAAUAUGUACGUGCUGUCUCUUGUUCUUCCUGACAAAGUCUGUCCAUCUCACAGUCCAAAAUCUGCACUUUUUUCCUAAUGCUCUGUACUGUUAAACCAGGAGGGGGAAGCCAUGAGUAGCUCCUGAAGCUUCAGGUAAACUGCUGUCAAUUAAGCAGCAAACCAAGGAGGGCAGGAGAGCAUGAUGAACGUCAGCAAUGAACAGGAUGAAAUAUUUCAAAUCUCAGAGCAGAGGGGAAGGAGUGAAACAUUUUUCCUGGCUCCUCAACUCUAGAAAUUACAAGCAAGCCCCAUUGUCUGGAUGUGGAUACAGUCUCCCUGGGGUUUCAGACCUAAUAUAUGCAAAACCAUUGCCUUUCUUUGCACAACUUGGUGCUAAAGCACAGAAUAAAACUAGUAUAUUUUAGUAAACACCUCGGAAAUAAGCAAUUCAUUUGAAAUAAAUCCACCACUGACUCUUUUGAGUUAACCUGUUUCAAAAAAUAUCUGGUUUGCAUCUUUGGGGUUGGGAAUGGCUUUACCUGUUAACUCCUUUUUACCAAAACACUGGCGAGUGCAGUUCUUUGUGCUCACUCUAAGUAGCUUUGACAGUUGACUAAAUAAAUUCUGUGUUCGUUGCUGCUGACCCUAGGUAAGGACAGCCUUGAGGAUGAGAAGCGGUGUUACAUAAAUGUCUAGUGUACAUAGCAACACUGAGAAGAGAGACACUACUGCAUUGCUUCUGGUGCACCAGUCACACAUUAAAAUUCUGUCAUUGCAAGGUCACGUUGCUCAUCUCAUACUCUGCAACCCUGGGGAAGAAAUUUGGAUGAGAGGUGGGGGAGGAAAAGCGAAAACUUCCUCCUUGUGCUGUAACCAAGAAUAUAUUCAUCGACAGCAGGGCAUUUCUUUUGCUUUCAAAAGAGCAUGUCAUUUCUUUUUCAGGGAUAACAGAUAAUCUCCUGGUGCUAUGUAGUGGUGUUUGCAUGUUAGAAAUGUAACACAGUGAUAACGGGUGGCUUUUGAAUUGAAUAAAUAACGCCUCUGAGCCUCUUCUUCUCCGUUUAGUAAUCUGAGAGAAAUGCAAAAUACCAGAGAGCAUAUAGAGUGGACUGUGUCCUGAGCUGCACUCAGUGCAGCCUGGUUAGGAAUGCUGCACAGAAACUCUGCAAGCUGCUGGGGAGAGGCAAGGUUUAAGGCAAAGAGGAAAACAACGGUUUUAAGGAGAAACACAGCAGUGAUACAUGACCUGUAGUCAGAAGGAGGCCAUGUCACAACGCUGGCCUUCACGUCUUUGAACGGUGCUGAGUAAGAGCCUAUCCUAAAGGUACACUUUGGCAUCAGGGAAAAUCAGGAGCUCUUGGAUUGAGUCUGCGAUGUGAGAUGAAAGCAGGUUUCGAUGCAGCCGGGUGAGCCACUUGUGCGCACUUUCCAGCUUGGAGCUCAGACCUGUCAUAUCUGAGGGUGAAUGGUGUAGAUCAGCUGGUCUGACUCUUGAGUGCAGUCUCAGUUGUGUGGUUAGCUGAGGGUAUGGACAUCUUUGUAUUUCUGUAGCUUUGUAGAAGCACGUUGUUCAGGGACUGGGGAGCAGGGUGUGUUACUGUACCUCAUUAGGUGUUAGAUGCUUGGAAGCAUGUACUGUCCAGAGCAGAUGAGGAUGGUGAAUGCCAGCUUCCACUGACAACUGAAUAUAUCCUGCCUAUAUUUACACUAGGGUUCAUGAGGAAUAAAUGGCAAAAUCUCUGCAGAAAAGAUACAAGUGCUGUGUUUUUCCUUUAUUGUGUCAGAACAACAUAAAUAACUGUUAAAAAUAUUUGAUAAGAAUGUGAAGAUUCACCUAUGGCAUUAUUCUUUUUGAUUGCUUAAGCACUUGUAACUGUUUGAUAUACGCUUUUUGAGAAAAACAUAAUGUCCCAAGCAGAGCUUAAAAAUGUGGCUGAGAUACAACUUGGCAAAGGGUCUCCACCUGAUAGUGAAGUAUCAUUGUCUGUUGGAGCUGGAUGCAUUGGUGCUUUCAUUAAUCUCAGUCUACUCCCUCUACGUGGAAGAUUAGUGGGAGCUGAGCUUUCAGAUCUCCCUCUUCCUCUCUGCAUACCCUCAGCCUUCAUCCAGAGAUGUGGUUUAACCUUUGGGUCACUGGAAACAGCCUCAUCCACGUGUCACAUAGUCCUCCUUUUGUGCUCUUCCUCUCUCCAUAGCACAUGUUGUGUCAAGAGGCUUCUCCCACCCUCUGCUUCCCUUAACUCAGGAAAACGCCACUGUGGGAAAUGCAGAGGUCCGCAGUUUUAAUCAUAGCGUAAUCCACACUUUGUAACGCUCCUAGUGUGCACAAUCCAGUGAGGGUCUUGCAGUCACUUUGAUUAGCUUCAGGAAAGUGAUGGGUUGCAGCAUCCCAGUCCUGGAGAUGCUUUUUAGAAUGAGAGGAGGGGCAGUGCCACAGGGACAGCUGUGUAGAAAAUGGAGAAAACUCAUAAUAGCAAAGAUUAUGUCAUCUUCUGAAUGAGAAUCAGGGAUUUGGGUUUUUGUGGCCAUCACUGAAAUUAAGUCAUGUUUCUGCUUUCGCACGUAGACAUUUCAGGACAGCAGGCAGUGAUGGAAAGGGUUGCUUUUUUCAAUUACAUUCUCUAUUUCCAUACAGCCCCUAGUUUAUCAACUGCAUAUAAAUUCCUCCUUUCACUGAUUAAAUAUUUUCUCGCUUGGUUUCUUAGCUUCAGGGAGCUUGAGAGCUCGUUGUUUAUAAAGGGAAAGAAGAAGUAUUGUGCUGUUAAGCAGACAACUCCCAACACAUAUGUUCUGCUCUGCAUCUUUGAGAAGGAGGCACUGAUGCUGCUGUGACUGCAGAAGGGCAGAGCUUUCACUGAGAUUCAGAUGUGACCAACACCCUCUUCCAGGAUUCAUAUGUUGAUGAAGCUCUGGGCUGAUUAAUUAGCUUUUUCUGAAACAAGGAGCCUUAGCCCAUAUGUGCCAGGUUGUGAAACCCUGAAUCCCACUGAGUUUUUCUCUCCCUGUGUUCCUUCUAAUCACUUGCAAGAGCAAAUUUGAUGAAGCACAUUUGGGUAAGAAAUUGUUCCCUUGGUCUGUGACAGUUGAGGAGAAAAGUCAUAAUUGUGACAUUUUUUUCCUCAGACUGAUGUCCAAAAAGAUAUUUUGACUGGGUCAGCUAUAUUAGUUCCAUAAUGUGCAUAUGGGAGGGGAGGGGGGUGUCACGUUCUAUGAUUUUACAUUGGAACUGGGGGGAGUUGGCUGCAGUGCCUGUCGUUUUGUCAUCAGAUCGAGAGACCUUCACUUCCCCUUGAGGGUACUGAAUAGUGUUAACAGGGCUUGGUAGGCAUGGGCCGAGCCCCAGCAUGUUGCAGUGAUUUAUGUCUCUCUGAAAGUGCCAGGGUGACAGCAUAUUUUUUCCAAAUAUUUUACUAGUUUUUCAGGAUUCUGCACCAAGGGGUUACAUAACACAACUCUGAGAGCAAGCACAACUACUCUGAGAGCAAAUAAAUCAACCUUGUGACCAUUUAACUAAUGUAAUAAAUGCUUGUAACAAAUUUGUUUUAACACACUCUGGUCAGAUCUGUCAUUAUCUCAACCCUUCGUGCUCUGCAUUGGGUGCCAAAAAGGUCUGUCGUGGUUUAGCCCCAGCCGGCAGCUGGGCACCGCGCGGCCGCUCGCUCACUCCCCCGCACACACAGGGGGAUGGGGGAGAGACUUGGGGGAAAAAAAAGGUAAAACUCAUGGGUUGAGAUAAAGACAGUUUAAUAGGACAGAAAAGGAAGGGGAAAUAAUAAUUAAUUAAAUAAUAAUAGAAUAAUAAUAGAAUAUACAAAAUAAGUGAUGCACAAUGCAAUUGCUCACUACCUGGUGACCAAUGCCCAGCAUUUUGGCAUUUUGAUCAAAACAAUUGAUCAAAAUCCAAUCUCAGGAAGGAAGAUAUGGACCCCAGAUGAAAUUGUUGCCAUCCCUAAAAUCUGGAAAAAGCAAUAAACUAAGUUGAACUUUCCAGUUUUUCUUUUAAGAAAUAAGCCUUGGAAGUAGUUAUUUCCAGUUAACAUCUAUAAUGUGAUAGAAGAAAUGAAUGCCCUGUAGUUGCAGGUCAUGACUUUUUCACUAAUGACCACAUUCUUCCCUCUUUCCUGUCCCAAAAGAAAGAGGCCAGAAAAUUUGUUCUGAAUUUCCAAUUCUGUAAUUAUAUAAUUUUUCCACUAUAACUGAAAUAAAAAUAAUGUAUUAAAAAGGCAGCAUUUACAUUUUUAUCUCUAUACAAUGUGCAAGAUAACCAUUUUGGAAAGUACUAGCAUAAAUGUCCACAAUUUUGAGUACUCAGUGUUCUUUUCAGAGAUGCCUAUUUACAUUAAUGUAAUUUCAAUCUGUUCUUAUGUUUUUGUAGAUCAGGAUGUGGUACGAUUCUUUGAAGACAAAUGUCUGCAUAGUUUCCAAGUGGAACAGAAAGCAAAAUUUGGUCCUGAACUUUCAUUUUUAAUUUUUUCCCCCAGGCUUGACUUCAAGAACAAGAAUAUUACUUAAUGGGUUCUUACCCAUAACAAGUCAUACUCUUGUCAUAUGAAACAGCCCAUUUUGUAGCUUUAGCUUGGUGCCCCCCAACAUAGCAGAGGAACUAUGUUCCACUGGCUGGAAGGAUUUAAAUACGUCACUAUUGUAACUGCAUGCCUCAUAAACCUUCAAAGACUAAGCAGUAAGCUUCUUGACUCUGCUAGUUCCCAUCAGAUGAAGAAAAGCUUUUACCAGUUAGCUGUAUAAUAAGGCAGAGCUAGAAAAUUGAUCAAAAAAAAAAAAAAGCUUUGGAUUUUUUCUUCUUCUCUUUCUUUUUCCUGAGUCUUUUGAGGGUUUUUUUUCUUCUCUUUGUCAUGUACAGAAAUCUUUCCCCAUAGUGUCCCUUUCUUAAUUAUAGUGUUGUGAGGGUAGGUGCAAACUAUUGGCUAAAAAAGGGAUCAGACAGGGAGGAAUCCUGGGGUCUACCCCAUCGUCUUGCAGAGUUUCCUUACAAACCAGUCACUCUGCUUAGGAUUUUCAGAGUAACAUGAAGAAUUCCAGUGCACUGAGGUUUUGCUACCAAACUGCAUUAAGCUUCUUUCUAAAAUCCCAUGUUCUUUUUGCCUACCUGUAAAAUAGGGACAGUCACACCUGAAAAGAGUUUUAUGGAUUUGCGCAGCAAAUAGUCCUUCAUUUCAAAUUUGUUUUAGUUAAAUUGCAAAAUCCUGAUUGCAGUAUGGCAAGGAUGCUUCUUUCAAAAAAUACUAGACUGAGUUAGCCAUUUUGUCUUAAUGGCAAUCCUGACAAGUAAAAUAUUUGGCUGCUGAGUUCUGUUGCUGUUCAGAUGUAAUUUUUGCAUUCUUUUAUAUUAGCAGGACACCCUAGCGUGAGUUUAUGUCUCUUAUUGUAUUUGACAAAGCACCAUAUAUUUAUUCAUCAUAUAAUUAUGGCACUGUACUCUCAAGGUAUUUACUUUACAGGAAGCUUCAUGACUUUGGAAUAAACAACCAUUCCAAGACUGAACAAAACAUGGUUGAGUUGCUGUUUCUGACCUGGUUUUAAUUAAUGACAUACUGCUUUUAAUCGUGGAAGCAUUGUGAAUGUGCAUAUGUGCGUAUGUAUUACUGCUGGCAGGGGAGGCUGGGAUUUCACUGCUUAAACGGCGGCUCUGAUACUGUUUGAGAUGCCCUGUACUAGCUGAAACAUCCAUAUAGGGUUGGCAGGCAUGCUGCAGGAGAGCCAGGAUCCUCUGGAACAACGGCAGGAAGCUGGGUGGGAUACCUGAAGCGCAAAAAUUGUAGUAGGCACCCUUGGUUAGCCACCCAGAGUCCUUUUCUGACUUAAAACCUUAGGCACAUGUUUACUUCAUAUGCCACUUCUUGAAAUUUCCGAUAAAUCUGGACCAUUCGAAAUGAAGGACUGUGCCAAAUACAUUUUUUUGGUAUUUUCAUCUAUGAGACCAUCUCAGAAGCAGAUUAAAUGUAACUCAUUCUCAGAGUCAUCCCACCGCUGGAACGUGGAAGAACAUUAGUCCUCUGCACUUUGUGUGUCUUUGUUUAGAGCACAGUGGGAACAAAAACCAGCACCUGCCUGACCCUGACCCUGACCUGCCAAAAUCAAUGAUGAACAGAGUUCCUUCCCACUUAAGAUGAGCACUUGAAAACCUGACUGAAUGAAACAAAAUCUGGGUAUUUGCUUUAGUCUGCUCGGUCUGAUAAAAUAUUUCGGAGUGUGUUUCAUUGGCAGUGCCUGCUCAGACCAUACUGCUUUUGAUAGAUCUUAAUGGAGAGCUGAUAUUUUAUUAUGAUCUUCAGGACACUGCUGAUUCUACUGCAAAUCUGAAACAAUUGUUUUAAAACUCAUAAUCCACUUCCCAGUAAUGUGGUUAGGGGCAUUUCUGGUGCACUGCAGACCAAAGCACCUACUUGAUCUUUCUGCAAGACAUUAAAUGUCCUGGUAGCCAUCCACCUAAUCAUUUCUGCAUUUGGCAGGGUUGUGGGGUUUUUUUAGGAAAAUGACAUGUGAAACGUGGAUUAAUACAGGUGUGCAGACUUCUCUGAGUUUUUUUCAGAAUUGCUGUCAAAGGUUCUGGGUAAGUUUUUGUUUGUGAGAAGUAAGGAUACACAAACUGCAUAUAUUAAUCUCAGGAUUGUAUUUUUUGCUUUCUCAUUCCAGAGUGGUAUUGAUAUAAUGAUGGCAAAAGGUACCAUCCCUCCAGGAUGAGGAGUUUAACUGCAGCAAGAUGAAAAAUAAAAAACCCUGUAUAUUCCUUCUCAUUUAUUUUUAGUUGUUAGGUUAAAAACAUGUAGAGAAAGUUAAUGUCUCCACUUCAGAGAAGUUCCUGAGCUGUGGAAAUGUAAAAUGUGUUUAUUUAUAUUUAACACAGGGUCAGUGGCAUGCUGGGGAGAGCUAUCAGAGGAAAAAAUUAUAUUUUCAGAAAUUAUUAUGGUGUUUUUCAUUAAGAAGAAUAUCCUUUCCCACUCACCUUCCCCUGGCCAAGUAAUGAGGUUUGGCAAAAUGUGUUUUGGCUCAUGAGCUUUGAUUUUCUGUCUGAUAUUUGGAGAGUUUUUAUGGGAAAUCAUACAUUUCACAAAUGAAUUUGAUCAAGAGGGAAAUCUCAUUGUUCAUACAAGGACAGUAAGGGAAGGGGAGCACAAAAAUGGGGGGGGGGGGCUAUUAAUUUUGACAAAACCUGGCUAAAAAUGCUGAUGCAAAUAAGAAACUCUCCUUAUACUGGGCAGCGAGCAAAGUAUUGCAGUCUGCUGUUUUCCUAGCAGAAGAGAAAAACUCUGCUUCCUCCUCCCCACUUCACCGCUAUACAGGCAUCAUUGAUCAGGAUAAAUUCUUAAUAACAAAGUGAGCAGAAGGGUGGGCAAUGGCAGGCAAAGACUGCUUCCGCUGAUAGAUGAGCCCUUUUGGAGAGAAAAACAGCAGCCGUGGGCUGAGCAGCAGCUGUCUGCCCGAUCCAGGCACCAGCCUCUCAUUAAUUUCAGUUAUUUAAUGAACAAAAUCACCCAAAGUAAAUGAACACCUUUCUCACAUAAUCAGCGGGGAGAUGUAAAAGCCUUUGAAGACCUCCAGGGAGAUCUGAUUCACCUGACUUGGAAUUUUGCAUUUCAGCAUACAAAAUGUGGUUCAAAAGUUCCUUUUUACCUCCAUUGAUGCUAUAGGGACCGUACUCAUUUAUUUGGAGAACACAGCACAUUAUGGGCUGGUGCUGCUUAGGUAUGAGCUGGUUCCCCUGUCCUAGAACAUCUCAGCUGGACAACCACCUGAAAAAGCAGCGUGUGUUACAAAAUUGAGACCAUCUGAGGAGUACACAUAGGUGGUUCCUUACCUGUUUCUGAUUCUGACUUCUGGGGUAAAAGGCAUAGGUACCUCAUUGCUGGUCCCACCAGCCUUCUGAAAGCUGGGGAGCAGGCUUGCAAUCCAGUUGGAGCAUUGUUCACUGCAGGGAACCUGAUGCUUAGUCUUAAAUGUGCCCUAAAGUGCAUUACAGGAGGGAGAAGAGUGGCACAUUGGAAUAAUUUCUAAUCAACACAACUUGGAUUGUUUCUCCUGAAAACCCAUCAUCAUUUAUGUAUGUGAGAUGACUUAAAAUAACCUGCACUUCUCAUCCAUUUCCCUUUUCCAACUCCUCGCAAAUUUAAUUCUCAUUAAUUUAAUGGCUCCAUGAUUUAUCAUUACUCUUUCUGGUAUCUUGUUUAGCAUAUGCAUAAGCAUUAGACUGAGCUUAAUAACAGUGUGCUUUCUAAUCUAAAAUUGUGCAUUGUGGACUGAUGACUGAUGGUCUGAAUAACCAACAACUUGUCCUGUCUCCAUUCCUCUGGUUUUCCUGAAAAUUAAUUUUGUUAGCCCAAAGUUUCUGAUCUCUCUACAGAUUAAUUUUCCAAAUGAGCCUUCCUGUAACUCUUUACAGUAGUAUGUCUCCUUGUAGGAGAAUGUCACCUUAAUUAUGAUGACUGCAGUAAUUCCACAGUCUGUCAUCUGUAUCCAGACCUCUAAACACAAUUUCUAAAGUGACAGCCUCCCUGCAGACAUCCCUGUUCAGUGCUCUGAAGUGCCAUGGCUCUUAGGAUGAGACAAGAAGCCAUAAUUUUUAAGUCUUGGUAUCUAGACUUGUGGAUUUAAGCAUAUUUGUUCCACUGAAAGGGAAAAGUCUUUCUAAUGAGAAGUGAUCUGAUUUUCCAAAGUGACAAGCACCUUUUCUGGCAGCAGUAGGGAAGGCAGAAAUGCCUCAUUUUCAUUUAGGCUCUUACAUGAGAGUUGUCAAGAGCCUAAUUCUCCCUGAAUGUUAAUAGGAAGUUGAUGCUUUGAAAGUCAACCCUCUGGAUUAAAUAAUUGGGACCACAGGCUAUAGAAUGAAAAGACUAACAUGAAUUUUAAAGUGGCAGCUCUGUGUAAAAGAGGAAGUGGAGCCUCGAUUCUCUGGUGAUCUCUGUUUUCCGUGGUCACUGUGGCAUUGACAAGAUCAAAGUUAAAACAAAUUACCACUGUUCUGACUUGACAAAUGAUAUAUUCACUUGCUCUUGAUAUAAAUGUCUGUAAUGUCAUGCUAAUGAAAGAGGAGCAGGAAAAAGUCCUUAUAGGGCUUGUCUACACACGUAUACACACACAUCGUACAACUUUCACUACUACUGUAAGAAUACAGUUAUAUAGCACCUCUCUGUCGCCAUGAGUAUAUGUAUUUUGCUACCAGCUAAUGGCUGUAGUUCUGUCAUUCUGAGAUGUGUGUUGUGUUUCAGUUAAAAAAAAAUAAAUCACAUUUUCUCCUAAUUACACCAAUAAAUA